AUGGUUUACAUGGUUGAUGCAAAUUUGAGGAGCAGUACGGUACGCUUGGUACGAUUGGCGUUGGUUGAGGAACACAGGGUCAAAUCGAAUGAUGAUUUAGCAAGUGGACCAGGUGAAGUGGUAGCUGAAAAGAUGAGAAUCUUUUGUAACUUGCUCAAGAACGUUAUAAGGAAGAAGCUAUCUCGAUUUACAACUUCAGAGCUCGAUAAUCUGACUUUAUCUUCGAGCGUGUUUCUUGGUGAGGGACAUGGGAGUAUUGAGAUCAGCGAGCCGCCCACAGAAGCACAGGGUCGAAUAAUCAAGAGCUUGGUAAAAGUUGUAUUCCAUCAGAUGGAAAAAAAAGAAAGCUCUGAUAAUUUCGAGGACUUGGAUGAGGGGCAUGCUAACCUUUUUCUCUCGCUAUUCAUUAAGAGAAUUCAUUGUGAUGUAUUCGAAGAAAGUUCCCUACUCACUCUCAAUCAGAGCUCACAUUUCGAAUUGCAUGAACGUAUUUGUAAGAUUGUUACAGGUUGUGAGAAUGCGAUUGAAAACAAACCUCAGUUGUUCCCUACAGUCUAUCACGAUGGAUUCUUCGUUGUCCAUUUGUAUUGCUGCUUGGAGGAUAAUUUGCAGGACAGUGGUAGCGACGUCUUGCUCGAAGAAUUUGACAAGAUCGAUCUCGACGAUGACGAUGGAAGCGAUGACGGAGACCCAGAUGGCCCAACUUUGACUUCCUUAUCCAUCUACAGUGGGCUAAUCUCAAAGUUACGAGUUUCCAAGCAGACACUCUCUCAAACAAAGAUAACCCUGCUGCCCUCACAAGAUUUUGAAGGAUUAUGGGAAUCGUUACAUUUCGACGAUCGAAUAAAGCAGAGAUUUUACAGCUAUGCGACAGUAGCGCUCAAAAUAGCUAGUUUAUCCAAAGAUGUUGAAGACGAUUCAUAUAUGGACAUCCUAGCAAACAACAAGCUAUUACUCGUACAUGGGCCUCCAGGAACUGGGAAGACAACCAUUUGCAAAGCUUUGUGCCACAAAUUAUCCAUAAGAAGAGAAUUUUCACAAGAGGUAAGUCCCAUAGAUACCACUCACAAGGGGAUCGUCGUGGAGAUAUCAUGCUCCCAGAUAUUCUCACGAUGGUUCGGUGAAUCGUCAAAAAACUUGGCAACCAUUUUCAAUGAUGUUGAGAAUCUGUUAAAGAUCAAUCAACAGAAUGCCUCGUUCGUUUGCCUAUUGAUCGAUGAAGUGGAAGCGAUCGCUUUCUCCCGAAGCGAUUUACUCAACAAGAACGAAUCGACAGAUGGAGUUAGGGUUGUGAGUACUUUGCUUACUCAAUUGGAUAGGUUGAAGAAGUACAACAAUCUGUUGGUCCUAGCCACAUCAAACCUUAUUGAGUCACUCGAUCCGGCUUUUGUCGACAGAACAGACGGUGCCUUUUACAUUGGUAAUCCAUCUAAAAACGGAAUUGUCGAAAUCUUGACGUUAGGCCUACGAGGACUAAUCUCCAAGGGAAUAAUCUCUGUUUUGGGCGAUUCCUCAGAUAUCUUGGAAAGCCCAAAAUACAAGCAAAUCAUGAUAACAAUUGCAGACAAAUGCCUGAGUGCCGGAACAAGCGGAAGAACACUAAGAAAACUGCCACUGAAUUGUCUCUCAGAGCAUUUCAGAACAAUACCAGUAACAUUGGAUAACUUCCUACUGGCCUUGGCGAUGUCGGUGACUAGUCUAAGCAAUCAGAACCACGUGUAA
This is a messenger RNA of Torulaspora delbrueckii, 1722 nucleotides long. It is a transcript of the gene PCH2, whose product is annotated as Pch2p. NCBI's taxonomy places the organism in Eukaryota, Fungi, Ascomycota, Saccharomycetes, Saccharomycetales, Saccharomycetaceae. The transcript has 2 exons. Gene Ontology annotation, biological process: reciprocal meiotic recombination; meiotic recombination checkpoint signaling. Gene Ontology annotation, molecular function: ATP binding; ATP hydrolysis activity. Gene Ontology annotation, cellular component: chromosome; nucleus. The coding region runs from base 1 to 1722 and encodes 573 amino acids. The record is from RefSeq and is a predicted model, not a curated record.